Penicillium canescens is the source of this 2334-nucleotide messenger RNA. RefSeq lists its product as uncharacterized. The transcript is spliced from 7 exons. Gene Ontology annotation, molecular function: GTPase activator activity. The record is from RefSeq and is a predicted model, not a curated record. Bases 1 to 2334 code for a protein of 777 amino acids. Gene Ontology annotation, biological process: intracellular transport. Gene Ontology annotation, cellular component: nuclear pore; cytoplasm. Lineage: Eukaryota; Fungi; Ascomycota; Eurotiomycetes; Eurotiales; Aspergillaceae.
AUGACUCCUGCUUCGCUUGAGCAGGACCCCUCGGCGGGCGCUCUGGGAACAGAGCCAGUGAAUAUGGAGUCCGUGACCGACGGCAUUGCGCAGUCACCCUGCUCCGACAACGACGGAGGCGAACGCCCCGUUCGACAGCAACUAAAAGAAACCAACCUCGACGCCUCAGUCCAGAAGAAUAAGAACGGCAGCAAAAAGCGCUCCCUCAACGAGUCCGAUAAUGACGCAACCUCCGAAGCCGACGCUCCCCCCAAGAAACGAUCGCGCGAGUGCACCCCCGAGAAAUCGUUGGGAGCCCAGGAUCAUACCUCAUACAAGCCUUCCGGAGCUGAACAGCGCGAGACCGAGACCGCACCCGCCGGUACUCUUUCAUCAAAUGUGAGUUUGUCAUCUCUUCCCGACUACGAAGAACCCAUAAGUCCCCUGUACCCCGUACACCCCCCUCUUCCCGCGGAGAACCCCCUGGAGACGAACGAGAGCGAUGCGAUUCCUCAUGGAUAUGUGGAUGUCAAGUCUGAGUGUGGAAAUGACGACCGUGGAGAGCGUAUUUACUCGCAUCCUGACGGAGACACCACCACUCCCGACUUUCGCAGCCAUCUGCAAGCUGUCGUCAACAUGAUCAACCUCCACAAUCACAACGUGGAACAAGGGCAAGUGGAUGGUCCCGACAAGGACGAAAGUACCAAAAUCUGGGUUGAGGGACGUCAACCAUCGAUCGCCAUUAGCCUCAACGCCGCCCCCGGAACACCCAAGACCCCGGAGGCGCGCAGUGACCGCUGGGAUCUUUGCUCUGACGCGGAAGUCUACCACAAGACGGUGCACUGCGUGGUGACUGUGAAUAUUUCAAUCGAAGGCCACACGCACAUCCCAGUCAAAGUCCCAUUUGACAUAAACUUGUCGUUCCAAAAGCCUGAUCCCCCUCAGGUGCCUGAACAAUCAAAUGGCUCCACAGCAUCAACUUGUCCCUCCAUCCUUCGCGGGUGCCUUGUUUCGACCCCUGACUCGCGCGUCCACGCCACCUAUGGUCACCGCCAGAGAUAUCUUGACCACGCUGCACAAUACCCGGCACCUCCAUCCCACAUCUCAAUAUCCUCUGACGAGGAUACACCGGGGAAUGAUAUCUCAUCCUACAUCUCUAUUUCCUCAGACGAAGGAUCUUCGCAUGGAGAUAACUUGCCCAGUCCCCAUCUAACCAGAACCCCGGAGCGCACCACUUAUGCCGGCCCUUUCGGUUUUGAACCCAUUAGUAACACAAUCUUCACCCAGGCAACCGAACAUCCCCCGGCUACCACGGAACCCACUGAGACCAAGACAGUCCCUCCGGAUGGGAAUCUCACUACCAAAGGAGAAACCGAGAAGAUAAACGAUUUGGACGAACGCAAGACCAAGAUAAACCAGACCUUCUCUUCGAGUGCAUUCGGAAAUACCUCUACUGACUCACCUUUCACCUCUGCGUUUAAAUCCUCGACAACAUCCACGUCUGCUUUCAGGUCCUCGAUGGCAUCAGCCUCUGCUACUUCACCCUUUACAAAUUUGUCGGCUACUGCAAAGGAACCGGCUCCUGCCAACAGUCCCUCUAACACCAAGAAAGCAGCUUCCACGUCUGCGUUUGCAUCAUCCUCCUUGUCUGCUUUUGCCGGUUCUGACGACUCUCCGUUUGGCAACCUCGCUGCUGGUACCUCAACUUCUGUGUUUGGAAAACCCGCCAACUCGACUGGAUUCUCUGCAUUCAGCAGCUCCUUUCCGGCUACUGCGAAAUCCGGUGGACUGACCAGUUUCGCAUCUCCCAACGUCACUUCUUCUUUCGGCGACUCUAAGGCUAAGGCACAGCCACUUGGUGCCAAGUCACAAGCCCUCGGUGCUGCGCAGUCUGACAAUGAAGAUAGCGACAAUGAGCAAGAGGAUGAAGGCAAUGGCAACGACACCUUCGUGGCAGAGAAGACCGACAAGCGGUUCGUUGAACAGCCUGUUGAAACCGGCGAGGAAGACGAGGAGACCAUCUUCGCCAACAAGGGCAAGCUGUACUGCUUCGACAAGCAAUGGAAGGAGCGUGGCAUUGGGACCUUCAAGGUCAAUGUCAAGCUCGGCCCCGAUGGAAAGCGGACAGGCCGCAUGAUCAUGCGCGCAGACGGCGCCCUGCGUGUCAUGCUUAACAGUGCCAUCUUCAAGGGCAUGCACUUUGGUGACCAGCAGGGUGCGCCCCCUGCCGGCCGCCGGAUCUUCCUGGCUAGCAAGGAAGACGGGAAGGUAGCCAACGUGCUCCUUCAACUGAACAAUGAAAACACGGUCAACGAGCUCUACGCCGUCCUUAAGGACCUCAUGGAGGAGGACUAG